Molecule: messenger RNA, 2130 nt
Organism: Ixodes scapularis (black-legged tick)
Lineage: Eukaryota; Metazoa; Arthropoda; Arachnida; Ixodida; Ixodidae
Gene: kappaB-Ras
Product: NF-kappa-B inhibitor-interacting Ras-like protein 1
Exons: 8
Coding region: 260-865 (201 amino acids)
Biological process (GO): canonical NF-kappaB signal transduction
Molecular function (GO): GTPase activity; GTP binding
Source: RefSeq, a predicted model, not a curated record
UUUUGUUUUGGAUUAUUGGUCGUGUGAGAAAUCCUGAUUUGGUGGUCCGCCUGGUAAAUUGUGCUCGUCACAGGAAAAUAGGAUGUCUAAAAGUCCCACCAUGUCAAGUUUAAAGGAGAAUCGGCUUGCCGCUGCUCUGUGCUAAAUUGUGAAGCCGUGUAACUGUAACAGUUCACCUUUCCUAAACAGGUGUUGCUUUAGUUUUCGGCCAGUUUACGGCGCAGGAACCUUCGCCCUAUGUAACUUAUAUUUUUCUAAUAUGCUGAAAUCGUCAGUCUCGUCUGGAAAGACGAGCAAGAUCAUGGUAUGCGGACACAGGAAUACCGGAAAAACGUCAAUCAUUGAACAGCUCAUAUAUGGGCACAAUCCCUCCAAAGGAGAAGCUCAACCCACGGUCGAGGACAUUUACGUUGCUUACAUUGACAACGACCGAGGAGGGAAGGAGAAAGUGCAGUUCUUCGACUCCGCUGGGGUGGAUUCUUCAUGUGCAGAGGUUUCCAAGGCCCAUCUGUCCCAAGCAGACGGUGUUGUUUUGCUGUAUGCCAUCAACCAGAAGGAAUCGUUCCUGCUUUUGGAGCAGCUCAAGAAAGACAUAGACAAGCACAAGGAGAAAAAAGAGCUAGCAUUUUUGGUCAUCGGGAACAAAGCAGAUCUGAACUCGGAGAGGCAAGUGGACAUAAAGUCAGCCAUCAGUUGGGCCACUAAGGAAAGAGUGCGCCUGGUAGAAGUUUCUGCUUUCGACCGCAAAUCUCUCAUCGAGCCUUUUGUCUACCUGGUGUCCAAGAUCAACCCCCCUCCGAGCAAAUCAACAUUCCCCCAGCUGGGCCGCAAAGGCAAGGCCGGCAGCAUUACCUUGGAGCUAUGAUGGGCCUGACUUGCCUGUCCUGGACAAGCCCUGAUCUCAGUCUAUCCCCACAACUCACAUUUUCGUGCACCUCUAGGUUGUAGAUCCUCCAGGAAGUAACUACCGUAUAUACGCGUGUAAUGGCCGCAGGUAUUUUUUUAUGAUUUCGGGCUAGAACUAGGGGUGCGGUCAUUACACGGAGAAAAAUGGAAAAGUUUUUUGGAAAUCAUUUUUUUUUCCGCCAAAAGUUUCACUACUUGCCUUCAUUAAAUGGAACUACUCACAUGCCUUGGUAGAACAAGAAAACAUUUAUGGGUAUUGCAUAGACAGGCGUGCAAAGUCCUUUUCACUCCUCCGUAGUAGAUUACUCAUUUUUGGAACUUGUCUCGGCGUCUCGUCGGCGUCGACACCGAACUUUCGCGCGGCUUUCGCGCGGCUGCUUUUUUGCUGUUGUCUUGAGCAAAGGCAAUAACUUUGAGUUUAAAGUCGGCUGUGUAACUUGUGUACUUCCCCAUCCAGAAGCCUGAAGUGGGUGACAGCGGUAAACCGGGGGUGCUCGCAAACACAAAGAGAUGCACUGUGUCUAGUUCGAGAUUGUUUGAGAUGAAGCGAGAGGCAUAAACAGACGGGGCAGAGUGCCUCAAUGUUGUUGGCUGCUGCAGCCGGGUAGGCACCAUCUGCCGGCAGUACUUAAAAAAAAAAUGGCUGCACCAAAGAUUUUAAAAUUGUAGGUGUGGCCUAUACACGGGUAAUUUUUAAAUAUAGUUUUUUCGGCUUUUUUUUUUUUGUUUAAAGUUAGGGGUGCGGCCAUUACACGCGUAUAUACGGUAAGUUGGGUAGUGAGCCGCGAUUCAGCAUGCAGCUAUGCAAAGCAAAUUGACUUUUUAUGUCUUGCUAAAACGUGCACUUUAUAGCAGCAUUGAAGCCUCACUUAUAAAAUUGCAAGUGGUCAUGCACGGGUGUCUUUUUGUGUAGUGCUUCCCAAGUGUCGAAGAAGAAGUGAUUUUAAUUGUAAAAGGACAUUCUGUGUGCUUACUUGACAAGUUGUGAUCACUUUCCAUGCACUCUGUGUCCCCAGAAAUGUAAACAUAUACUAAUUCCGAGUGAAAGAUUCAGGAAAUGUAUUACUCCGCUAGAGGUGGAGGUGGACUACCCAGUGACUGAGUAGAGAAUCAUCAUCUAGGGCAGCCUUUCUAACUGAAUGGUGCUUGGUUGCAAGUUUGAUAUUUAUCCUUCUUGUAUUUCUAGGCAUCUCUUUGCUUCAGUUGAGCAGCUUUUUUUUUUUU